Seminavis robusta is the source of this 1560-nucleotide messenger RNA. NCBI's taxonomy places the organism in Eukaryota, Bacillariophyta, Bacillariophyceae, Naviculales, Naviculaceae. The record is from the annotation of a GenBank genome assembly.
AUGGCGGAGGAGACGAAGAAUGUUGCUGUAGUAGAGGAAAGCACCCCCACUCCCAGCAGCACUGAGAGCAAACCCACCAAGUCUGAAGAAACUGUCGUUGUUGCAAUAGCAGAAAAGAAGGCGACGAAAGAGAGUUGCCAAGUUAUUGAACAAGAGACCAAUAAAGAGACCAAUAACCACGAAAUCACACCUCCUGCAAGCCCAAGCCUGGGUUCUGAGGCGUCGUGUAGCACUGUACCACCGUUAAGUCCUCCACCGAGUCCAUCUCGCAACAACAAUACUCGAUCCGCCUUGAGUCCAACACGAAGUCCUCGAGACGAAAAGCAUCGCCUCCAUAAUACUCCUCAAAUGAUGGUGCUCGGCAAAGAUGCAAGUGAUUUUCAAGACUUGAUGAUGUCGUCCACGAAACGAAACAGACAUGGGGACAAGCAACAAGCCUUGUUGGAAGGGGAAGAAAAGGAACCUGAAGAGUUUGCAGAUGAACCAUCGGAACAACACAACCAUGAAGCAGAUGACGGUAGUGGCACUUCGUGGUGGAAGAGCUGGUGGCAUGGCAAGCCUACUUCUACGACUACUACAGGAAGAAGAAGAAAUGGCGCUGGCAACAGGUACACCAGUAUGGGACACGCUCCAGUGGGUACAGUUGCUGGAUGUUUAUCGCAACCACAAACUCCACCAAGUCCAACAGCAACGAUGGACGAUGAAGAAGCACAAGUCUACUAUCAGAGCAUUGACAGUCCCGAAAAGCAGCAAGACGCCUCACAGGACCGCAAUAACAACACUAUUUCGAUUGGGAAUAUGCACCAAUCUAUCCUACGCAAUCUACCGCUACCGACGACCAAAGAAGAUCAAAUCCAACAAGAUUGUUCCUUCCUGUACAGACCCGUCGAUGAACGCAAUGGCUGCUCUCCCAAACGAAACAACAACAAUCGAAGUUUACGAGCAGUCCUGGAAACUCCACCCCAAGGAGUCUCCACGCUUUAUCGUGAUGCGCAAGAUGUACUCUCACCUCCAGCAGUAGCACAAUACCAAGCCAAAUAUCAUCAACUCAACCAAGAAUUCGCCCUCAAAGAAGAUGAUCGCUUUGAAGACUACAACGACUACGCCGUCACACCGCCUAUUCUCGCAGGACCACAUGACCUGACAUUGGAAGAACAACAGGAACAACGACAAAACUCCAUUGUGACCAGUAAAAGAUCAAACUCUUCCCUCCUCUACGAACAAAAUGGACGCGUCGUGUUGCGAUUGCCGCGAGAUCACGUAAGGCUCCUAGUGGCAUCGUCGCCUCACGAAACGCUGGAACCGGGUAUUUUAAGUGUCAUUCAAUGUCGACGCCCCGACGAUCCACCCAGCCGAAAACUCGAAUACUGCCUCACGGUUCCCUCCAAUCUCUAUCAACGCGUCUUUUCGGAAAUGUCGCGUUCCAAGAAAAAGCACAGUGAAGGAUUGGAUUUGACAGUGAUUGCCUCGGAUCAUGCCGAUAUUCGAGUCGCUAUAGGAAUCAUGGUGGUCAUUUUGACCAUUCUGGGUAUCUUUACGCUGGUCUAUGGGUUGGAUUAA